AUGACUGCGAGUGCUGCGCGGUUUAUCGAUCACUUUAGUAACCGAGAAGAUAACUACCGAGCCAGCAGCUUGGACUGCUUUCCCACUCAGCAGUCGACGGUCAACAGGCAACCACCACCACCAUCCGAACACUUCAACUGCUGCAAUAUUCUCAAUUUUCAUCGAGAGGACUUCCUACUCAGUAAUGCCACCCGGAUCACUUCGAUAGAGUCCACCCUAAGAUCCCUGACCUGGUUCUUACCGGGUAGAUUCAAGGAUGCUGAAUUGGCAUCCGAAUCUCUUUACACGGCAUUGAAUCUACUCAGUUUGUAUCAUGAUCGGAUCAUCACCAAGGUCGUCACCAGUCUACCGUCCUCCCAAAAGCCGGCCCAAUCGUCGCAUGCUCGUUACACUUCAGCCUGGUGUGCGGUCUCGUCGACCUACAAGUUUCUAGCGCAUGCAUUGGCGAUCAUCUCGCACAGCCAACUGUUGAUUGAGAUGGUGGCUCGGCGGAGGCUUGGCUCGAAGAGACGAUGGCGGGUGGUGCUGAUGCUAGAGUUGAUCAAGGCGCUCUUGAGACUCAAGCUAGUCGAUCUCACCAGUAGGAUGCUCGUCAAUCCGCCUCUCCCAGAACGGAGAAUCGACCCGGCCACACUCGAGGCUCAGUCGAGGAACACGACCACCACCACCGCAGCUGCAAAUGACCUCUGGUCUCAUCAAGCUUCGUCGAGUAGUCUGACCAGACACGAACUCAACUCUUCGAAUAGCUCUUCCUCGGAAUCUACUUGGGUCGGUAAACGCACCGGGAUCGUCCGUCCGUUGAUCGCCAACUUACGAUCACCUCCAAACGAUCCCCUCAUCGGUAGCGGCAAGAGUCUCGUCAACGAUUAUCUCUCUCGAAAAGCUUUGACCUUAGAAGAGGUCCUCAAGCCACUCGACUUGGUCAGGAAAUCAAAAUCAAACAAGGACAAAUUAGCAGAGAUCAUUUGGAUUCUUAGACCGGUGAUAUAUGUUCUUACGAUCAAUCGAUUUGGACAUCGCCAUGCGGUUCCAUUUCUAUGCUCGCUAUCGCUAGAAUAUCUGUCAUAUUCGCUGCGCCAAUCAGGUCUACAAACUCCACAAGCACGUCAACUGACGCCGCCGAUCUUUUUCGCCAGUCCGCGCCGGGCAGCCUUCCAGAGCCUUGUCUCUGAACUCGAGCGCAACGAGCUCGAGGCCAGACGGCUCGCCUUUUGGUCUUACUUCCUCCGAGGCCCCCUUUGGGUCCUCUGGACUAAACCCAAACUCCUCCAGAUUUCUAACAAAUUUGCUCACGUACCCAUCUUUAAUCUCAUCUCGACCGCUAUCCUCGAUUACACCCCUCUGCUCGACGAGUAUCACUACUACGUUUCCUGA
Molecule: messenger RNA, 1374 nt
Organism: Puccinia graminis f. sp. tritici CRL 75-36-700-3
Lineage: Eukaryota; Fungi; Basidiomycota; Pucciniomycetes; Pucciniales; Pucciniaceae
Exons: 5
Coding region: 1-1374 (457 amino acids)
Biological process (GO): peroxisome organization
Cellular component (GO): peroxisomal membrane
Source: RefSeq, a predicted model, not a curated record